CCGCUCGAAAGCAAGUUUCCACUUCCUCCCGACGGAUACCUCUCCACCAUGACGAUGGCCACCGAGGAGCUUAUGGACGUCAACAGCAAAUACGUGAUCGGAGACAAGGAGAUUGGGAGCGGGCACUAUGGAGUCGUACGAACCUGUACUAGCCGAGCUACGGGAGAAGAGUUCGCCAUCAAAACCAUCAAGAAGAGCAAGGUGCCUCGAUUGGUUCUGCUGAAGAGAGAGAUCGAAAUCCUCCGGGCGGUGGACCACCCUACUUUGAUUCGGCUCGAGGAUGUCUACGAAGACGACAUCAAUUUACAUCUAGUGACUGAACUGUGCACGGGGGGGGAACUGUUCGAUCGGAUAAUUCUGAAGACGGAGUCGAAGGAGGGCCACUACAGCGAACGGGAUGCUGCCAACAUCGUCCACAAGAUCAUUGGGGCGAUCGAGUAUUGCCACAACGAGCACAACAUAUGUCAUCGAGAUCUCAAGCCAGAGAACUUCCUGUUCAAGACGAAGGACGACCAGGCCGACCUGAAGAUUAUCGACUUCGGUUUGUCCAGGUUUGAGGACGGGUCCGAGGCGAUGACAACCAGGGUUGGGACGCCGUACUACAUCGCGCCCGAAGUUCUGUCCAAGAAGUACGACAAGGCCUGCGACCUGUGGUCCAUCGGGGUGAUCAUGUUCAUCCUCCUGUGCGGUUACCCACCCUUCUCUGGCGCCAACGACGCCGAGAUCUUGAAAGCAGUGCAGCGUGUCGACUACCGCUUCCUCAGCCCCGAGUGGGAUAGUGUGUCCGACGAGGCCAAGGACCUCAUCAGGAAACUGCUCGUCAAGGACCCUACGGCACGUCUGACCGCAAGUCAGGCGCUCGUCCACCCGUGGUUCGACAAGGUGAUGAGCGGCGAUGCGGCGGCUCAAACGCUGCGGGAUAGCGCAUUGCGAUUGAACCACCGGCUUCGAAGGUUUGCCGGCGCCAAUGCCCUCAAGAAGAUCGCCCUCAACGUCAUCGCAGAGGAUGUUGGGGACGCGGAUGAGGGUCACCUUCGUAAGGUUUUCAACUCUUUGGAUUUGAACGGGGAUGGAGAAAUCACGGUGGACGAGCUCCAGCAGGUGAUUGCUUCAGAAGGAAUGGUGGGGAUGCAGGCCGAGGUGCUGGAGUUGCUCAACUCCAUGGACCAGAAAAUAGACUACCGAAAUUUCCUUGCUGCCACGAUGGAAAAGGGGAUUUUUCUUCGUCGAGAAAACUUGAGAAAGGCGUUCGAACAUUUCGAUUUACAGGGGACGGGAAGCAUCAACAAAUCGGACCUGAUGGAGGCGUUGGGAUCCGAGGACUGCGCACGGACAAUGCUUGAAGACAUCGACAUGGAUCACGAUGGGCAGAUUAGCUUCGACGAGUUCUCAGAGAUGAUGCGACGGCUCUGAACCUGGGGACGAAGACCCAUUUAUUUAUUACCAAAAGCACCAUUUGUUAAUGGUGAUGAGCACCCCGAAGCCCGUUGCGGGCGUUUCGACGGACAAAGAUCAGCUUUCGAGAGAUGCGCGGACGGCGAGCCUUGUUGUCGGGUUCUGCAAGCGCGAGUGUCGCGCAUUGGCCAACUCUUCAGCGACACGCUUGGGCGAAACGAUGUCGACUGACAGGCCCGCUAUUCUGACGAUUGGCCAUGCGGCCAACGGCUGGCUUCUUCGGACAAUUACCCCCCGCGUCCCUACAGAGCGGGGACGGAGUCGCCGAGCACGUCGUGGGUGGAUUUCCCCGCCAAGCAGGCGUUGGAGUUGGCUCGAAUUAUGGUGGGGAAUAUGACGUAUGAACGGUAAACUGCAUCCGUUGGGGAAGCAAACUUGAGCCCUCCGUGCCUCCCUCUCUCGUUGUACUCACCCUUUUCUGCACGUGCCGAUGUGAUCACGUACGAAAAAUGCUCGCGGUAUAGACUACGGAUAGUCGUACAAAGCAUGCCAGCGUAUAGUAGUCUUUCUGAGAUCGUGGUGGUAUGCACGCCAUAGGAUGGAAUUACUGCCGAAUGAUUUCUCUGGUUUCAAUUUUUCGAGAACAACUUCUUGCACAUCGGCUUGGUAGGUGCGUGGUACAGAUCAUCUACUUUGUCUCUUCACAAGCGCAAGACCAGUUUCACGGAGGCUACCAAGCCGAUGAUAUGUGUGAAGAAGGCGCACACAGAGGUGUAGGCCGAUAUGUGGCGCUUGCGUGUGGCGCUUGCGUGCCCAAGAAUAACGUGUUAAGACUAUUUGCGAUAGUCCAGGAUACGAGAGAGUCGACGUACAGUGUGUAUGUGAUGGCAUGGUUGAAAACGUUCCUAUUGAAGGGAGCUGGUACGAUCUGGCACGUGGGGGCUGGAUAGCCGCAGAGGUUGUCCUUGCACAGAGAAGAGCGAACACAUGAAAAUCGUUCGUCGGGGAAGCGUGCUUUGCAGGGUUGAUUCUGAAGUAUUCACGC
Molecule: messenger RNA, 2440 nt
Organism: Ectocarpus sp. CCAP 1310/34
Lineage: Eukaryota; Phaeophyceae; Ectocarpales; Ectocarpaceae
Source: the annotation of a GenBank genome assembly